AUGGUUCUGCACAACCCCAACAACUGGCAUUGGGUCAACAAGGAUGUCUCCCAGUGGGCAAGGACGUGGUUCGAGGAGAACCUGACCCAGAUCGAGGCCAAGAAUGGCGAUGUUGAGGCCAAGGUCAGCAAGAUCCAGAGCAUGGACGGCGACGUCGAUGUCAGCCAGCGGAAGGGCAAGGUCAUUACCAUCUUCGACGUGAAGCUGGUCCUGGAGUAUACCGGCUCUGCACCUGACGCGGACGAGGUCUCGGGCACCAUUACUGUCCCGGAGAUUGCCCACGACACAGACGAGGACGAGUAUGUGUUUGACGUCGACAUCUUCUCCGAAUCCAAGGAGAAGCAGCCCGUCAAGGACCUGGUGAAGUCCAAGAUUAUUCCCCAGCUGCGGACACACUUCCAAAAGCUCGCUCCUGCCCUGAUUGCCGAGCAUGGCAAGGACAUCCAACACGCCGCCGGCUCCAACCCCUCGAGUGGCUUCUCCACCCCGAAGCUUCACCCUCAAGCAUCCACGCCUAAGCCCGCGCAAAGCAGCGCUCCUACCAGCACGUCCGGCGUUGUCAACACCGUCACGGUGACUGACAACGAAGAGUUCCGGACCACGGCCGAGGAGAUGUACCAGACCUUUGUCGACCCUCAACGGUUGGCGGCUUUCACACGGUCUCCCCCCAAGGUCUUCGAGGGCGCGGAGAAGGGCGGAAAGUUCGAGCUGUUCGGCGGCAAUGUGUCGGGCGAGUACCUCGAGCUGGAGUCGCCCAAGAAGAUUGUGCAGAGCUGGCGGUUGAGCCAGUGGCCCGCCGGCCACUACUCAAAGCUGCAGAUCGAGUUUGACCAGAACGACGUGGACCACGUUACCGUGAUGCGUGUCACGUGGGAGGGUGUUCCCGUCGGCCAGGAGGAGGUAACCAAGAGGAAUUGGCUCGAGUACUACGUCAAGAGCAUCAAGACGACGUUUGGCUUCGGCACUAUUCUGUAA
Molecule: messenger RNA, 975 nt
Organism: Purpureocillium lilacinum
Lineage: Eukaryota; Fungi; Ascomycota; Sordariomycetes; Hypocreales; Ophiocordycipitaceae
Biological process (GO): positive regulation of ATP-dependent activity; protein folding
Cellular component (GO): cytosol
Molecular function (GO): protein-folding chaperone binding; ATPase activator activity
Source: RefSeq, a predicted model, not a curated record